Messenger RNA from Episyrphus balteatus (marmalade hoverfly), 4340 nucleotides. RefSeq lists its product as uncharacterized. The transcript is spliced from 3 exons. Bases 796 to 3726 code for a protein of 976 amino acids. NCBI's taxonomy places the organism in Eukaryota, Metazoa, Arthropoda, Insecta, Diptera, Syrphidae. Gene Ontology annotation, molecular function: protein binding. The record is from RefSeq and is a predicted model, not a curated record.
CAGAAAUUCCUUGGAACCUUUUGUUGCCACUUCUAUUAAAAAUUAGACUAUAGAAGCUUCUUUGAUAAAUUAUAUCACUAAAAAAAAGGAAUCAUCAUCACCAUUUUCUUCGUCUUCAACUUUAUUUAUACAACCCAAAGUCUAGAAAUAUCCUUAAGCUGGAAACUGUUGUGAUAGCUGCGUUAAUGGAGUAUUCAAAGUGAAAUGCCAGACUGAGUGACAGUUUGGGUAAAAGUAAGACAACGCCAUUAGCACACAACGACGACUACACAAACUAUAGUGACGACAACAAAGGUAAACGACGUGAUUUCCCUAGACGGCAGCAGCCAGCAAAAACAACGACAGCCCCAUUUCAUCCCUCCUUUCAGCGAAUGUCGCAGCAUUAUCGCCUCAGUCUUCCAAAGAGGAGAUGAUGCAAUUGUACAUGUUAAUUCAAAGUCCUUCCAUCAAAAUUUGACACUAAGGCGCACAGGAGCUCAAAUGUCAUACGCAUCGACACCACCAGGUGGAGAAGCGACAUGCGAAAAGCUGGUCGUGGUGACACUGACAGCAGCAGCGAUAGAGAAUACUUUAUUCUGCUCCAUCAAUUCAAGGAUUUGAAUUAGAAGGGAGAGUUUUGUUUACCACAACAUAGUAGUAUCGUCCUUGUGCCUUUUUGUGGAGAGAAAGAGUGAAAGAGAUAGAAAACAUUUUCCAAGAUAAAUUUUAAUUUAUUUUUCCUCCUUUUCGGUUUUGAAAAAGGAGCAACAGGAGUACAAAUAAAAAAAAAAACGAAAAAAAAAACAAGAAUAGAAAAUGAUUUGUCAUCCUGGCUGGCGUGAGAUCAAGCAGCAACGACGAAGACCCGGCUACAACUCAUGGCUGAUAGUAGUCCUCCUUACACUUGUCACAAAGUUGGAUGAUAAAUUGAUACUUGCCUGUCCCUCAGAUGUGUGCAUCUGCAAAUGGAAGGGCGGCAAGCAAACGGUCGAGUGUGGCAGCCAACAGCUUGCAGCCAUCCCCGAAGGCAUGGAUCCCGGCACACAGGUACUGAACUUUUCCGGAAACAGUUUGCAAGUCCUCCAAUCCGAACGUUUCCUUCGCAUGGACCUGCUUAAUCUGCAAAAGAUUUAUCUGUCACGCAAUCAACUGAUACGAAUUCAUGAGAAAGCAUUUCGAGGAUUAUCCAAUCUGGUCGAGCUGGAUUUGUCGGAUAAUUCAUUGCAGCAUGUACCCAGUGAGACAUUCCAAGACUACACAUCCUUGAUGAGAUUGUCGCUCAGCGGCAAUCCAAUACGUGAAUUGAAAACAUCAGCAUUCCGACACUUAUCGUUCCUAACCACACUCGAGCUUAGCAACUGCCAGGUGGAACGAAUCGAAAACGAAGCCUUUAUCGGAAUGGACAAUCUCGAGUGGCUUCGUUUGGAUGGCAAUCGUAUUGGUUUUAUCCAAGGAAGUCAUAUACUGCCCAAGUCCUUGCAUGGAGUUAGUUUGCAGUCGAACCGAUGGACAUGCGACUGUCGACUGAUUGACAUGCAUGCUUGGCUAGUCAACUACAAUACCCCCCAGACUGAGGAGCCCAAAUGCGUUGAGCCACCCCGACUGAAGGGCCAAGUGAUAAAGGCUCUGAAAAAGGACGACUUGGCCUGCUUACCCGAGGUCACUCCCAAAUCAACAUACACCGAAAUCUCGGAAGGCCGCAACAUAUCAAUCAUGUGCGUGGUAAGGGCACUCCCUGAACCCAGAGUCCUUUGGCUCUUCAACGGCCAAGUAAUGACCAAUGACAGCUUGCUAGACAACCUACACAUGUUCUACUACAUAGAUGAAUCUGGCGGGGAGGAGAAACGCAGUGAAGUCUUUAUAUACAAUGUUGGACCCGAAGAUAACGGCACAUUCUCGUGUGUUGGCCAAAACAUUGCCGGCACAACUUUCAGCAAUUACACACUGAGAGUGAUUAUCAAGGAGCCACCCGUAGUAAAGGAGGUAUCCUUUCCCAAAGACUACAUGAACUACAUCAUAGCCAGCAGCCUGGGAGCAUCGGUUAUAUUUGUCGUCCUCCUGUGUACGGUUGUGAUCAAGUGCCGGCAAAAGAAGAAGCCAAAGAUGAAAAACAAGCCCCAGGAGACCCACACAACCACAAAUGACAAUGGCAUGAUGAAGUGCUCGUCCAUAAUCAACGGCGAGGAAGAAUUGUCCUCGCCAAAGAUGGCCAAAGAGAAUGGUGUCGUUAUCGGUGGCCAGAUGAAACAGAAUCUCAUGAUGUACGCUCCUGUUGCCCAUCACAUCAUGGAUAACGGAAGCAUGCAAUUGACAUCGAGUGGAGCACCAACACCACCCCUAAUCGGUGGCAGCAAUGAUGGGAGACAUCCUUUGGGGAUGAUAAGCGGUAGUAUAGCAUAUUGUUCGCCACCGUCGUCGGUGCGCAAUUACCAGGAGAAAAAUCCGGACCUGGUCAACGAUGCCGAGAGUGUAAAGAACAAAUUGAAGGCUUCAGCCUCAGAUUGUGGCGGCGGCGGUGGUGGGGCAGAGUAUGAGGUAAACAGCGAUUGUUCCGGACCAUGUAGCAUACCGCCUGGGGGUGGCGGUGGUGCCUUUGACAACUGCUACCAACUAUCGAAUCAAUUUGGCUCUCAAAUUAUUCGACCGAGCAGUGGUGUGGCACAUGCUCGUUUUACCGCUGCCAUGUCAACAAUUCCUCGGGGAUUGCAUCUAAAGGCGAUGAAUAGUAGCGGCAGUAUUGGGGGCGGUGGUGGCAACCAACAUCAGGUGGAUGUGCAUUUAAAUCCUGUGUGCUUCCUGGGACAAGACGGCUUCGCCUAUGACUUUAGUAACAAUCACUUGCAGCAGCAGCAGCAGCAACAACAGCAGGCGGUGCAAUCCAAUCAGCAACAGCACUUUUAUCGUACACUGCCACACAACAGGGCCCACAAGCAGCAGCAGUUCGCUGCAUCAGCAGCUAAUCCAGGUACCCGUUAUAGCUUGGAAGCGGAAUUCCUUCAACGCACCGGAACACCAACUUAUGAGAAAUACCACCUACCACACGUUCGGUUCACGGCCGAGGGAUAUCCGGUUCAUCCAAUUGUGCAAUACCCAUCUCCACCGGAGGGCUAUAAGGCUGAUUAUAGUGAACAGCAUCAUCAGCAGCAGCAGCAGCCAGCAAUGUUGGCAACACAACAAACAGCAGCAACUAUAUGCAGCACAACGAGUUCGGGCUUCCAGCAGUGGCCACCAUGUCUGCCGGGCUAUCAUGCUCAACCAAUCCGAUAUCCGCCAGGAGCAAUGACAACUUCAACUAUGCAAUCCUUACAACAGCAGCAGCAGCAGCAGCCACAGUCAAUUGUGUCCUCGCCACCAACACCACAACAGAAACAGCAACAACAACAAAAACAAUUGUCAAACUCUUCUGCAAACGGAACUGGGCCAACUGCAUCAGCAGCUACUGGAGGAACAACCAGCAUUAGCGGCACCACUAUCAAUCAGGUACCAGUGACCUCGAGUCACACGCAAACCAACACAAGCAGCACGGCGACCUCAACGUUCGAGGUAAAGAAGCGAUGCGUGGGCGCUCAAACAACCGACAUGGAGUCGUCCUCUCCCAUACCGGAGGGUGAUGAGGAGAUGCUACCAAUGCCAGCAGGCCAACAACAGCAGGAAUCAUCAUCUAAAUUACGUCAUUUGACGGGACCGCUGGCUGAUAGUCCCGACGAGGGUUAUGUUGGCGAUUCGCAGGAGGGCUCAGAUAUUUGACAGAGGGACGAUGAUGGUUCGACGUACGUAAGUGCUGGUUGUCUUGAUGAUUCAGUUGCUCUAUAAAAGAACGAAUAUCUCUAACAGCAAUAUGUAUCUAUCAAAAACUGUAAGUAGGGUAUUAAUAUCAGAGAAAAACAAACACACAUAUACACAAAAACACACUUAUAUACGCAUGUUAGUGGUGAUGGAAGGUUUUUUUUGUGAAAAAUAAAGCUUUGCAAUUGAAGUUUCGUUGCCAUCAAUCGAAAAGUUUUGCGGAGCGCAGAAAUAUAAGAUAGACAGUUCGACUAAAGUUACAAAUGAGAUGGAUUCUUUCAUUGGAAUUGUUUAUAUGUGAGUAGGGUGUCGUUGUUGUCUCGUCCUUUAAACAUGUAUAGGUACAUGAGAAUUUCACUAUUUGACGGGCCCAGAAGUAGUGUGGUGGUGAUAAUUGAAAAAGUUUUCAUCUAAUUUAAAGUUCAUCUUUCGUUAAGUUUUUUUCUGCUUUUUAUUUAGAUUUUUUUUGUUUUGCUUAUAUUUGAACUCUAUAGCUGUCACUCACACAUUAAAUAAAAUCCUUUGUAUAUCCUUGUUGUUUAUGGUGUAGCUGACGUUUGUAUCCUUGGUUUUUU